CCCACAUUAUAGAAAUAUUUUACGAAGGAGCAUAAAAGACUUACACCAAGACUUUGAUGGCUGUCUCGGGAAUGCCUUCUGCCAAAGCGCUCGUUGCUGCGAGCGAGCCCGUGCGAGUGAUCUUCUCUGCUGGCUCUUACUUGGCUGAUGGUAUCCUCACUGUCAUCACUCUUGUUCAAUACUACAAGUUUCCUGAUCAGUUGCUGAGGCGGAAUUUCUACAACCUGCUCGUCGUUUUGAUCGGAUCUCAGAUAGUCAGUGUCGUGGUUUUCAAGUUGAAAAUACCUGUCGAGCAGCAGCCAAUCCAAUCUGCGCUCUUCUUCCCGCUCAUACAGCUAUGGAACUUGGCUCGACAUCCAAAAGCGUCCAUCGACCGGCGAGAGAUGAGCACCAAGAGCACGCUCUUCAGCAUCGUUAUGCUGACCGUCAAGUCCAGCCAGGCACUCGCGAUCGAGUAUGAUGCCAUCUACAAAAAAAGGCUCUCUUCACCCGGUAACUCCUUCAUCUCACCAGUUCUCAUCCUCGGGGUCAUAGCCACACUGGUCUCCGGAACUCUGAAUGGAAGCAUUGCGGUGGCGUCCAAAACAACCAACGCAAACUCGUGGAAGAAGAAAGCUGGCGUAGCCAUCCUCGCAGGUCGAAGAGAGACAAGCUUUUUCUUCUCUUUGUUUCAAGCCGGAUUCACUGUUUUCUUCCUUGCAGGCCUUCAUAUUGGAUCAGCCAUCCUACUGAAUGCCAUCUCUUGCUCGGUCUUUGUGAUCACGGGAGUCUCAUACUUUCCCUUCGUGAUCGUCCUUCUCUCCACCAGCGGCAUCCUCCUGUGGCUCCUCUUCUGGCUAGUUCUCACACGGGGACCCAAGAUAAACCUCAAACAAUCCACCGGGGCAGUGAUCGCGGCCUUCAUGAGCUUCUGUGCUUCGCCACUCUACGUCCUGGCCAGCGAUGCCCACGAACACAAGGAGCUUGGCACUCGACGCUACCGGAUCAAGCUCCUGUUCAUGGGAAUCGUCAAACUGGCGCCGGAAGUAGCGUCCUGGAUCCUUCUUUUCCGGCGGCCCCGGCCACAGAUUGCCAACGCGAUGUUCUUCGCUCGCCUGGGAUUGGCACAGGCGACGUAUUUCGCCUCUGGGAUCGCCAUUCUCUGGCUGGAUUAUCGUUGCGGCCCCGUUCCCAGUGGCCAUGCAGAGACCGCAGCGAUGGAGAUCAAUGCUGCCGGCGUCGUCCCGGGCGAGCAAGAUUGCGAUCGUCCUGCGAUCGACCUCGUCCCGGGCGAGCAAGAUUUCGACCGUCCUGCGAUCGACCUCGUCCCCAGCAAGCAAGAUUUCGGCGAUCCUGGGCAGAAUUUCGUCGAUCUUGUUGUGGCAGAAGCUCCCAAGCUGGAGAAAUGAUCCAAAACAUCUCCGAUUCGAGGAAGCUCGGAGUAUAUCUGCGGCCUGUGCCUCGCAUUCUACCUAUCCCAGCACAAGAAUCUCGCUUACUUGCCGCUAGACGAGGCGAUCUCUCCAA
Selaginella moellendorffii is the source of this 1506-nucleotide messenger RNA. RefSeq lists its product as uncharacterized. The transcript is spliced from 2 exons. The record is from RefSeq and is a predicted model, not a curated record. NCBI's taxonomy places the organism in Eukaryota, Viridiplantae, Streptophyta, Lycopodiopsida, Selaginellales, Selaginellaceae. The coding region runs from base 57 to 1388 and encodes 443 amino acids.